UGUACGAAUAUUUUGCCAACUGUCUUUAAAGUAGAGAUUGUUGUAGUAUUUAUUAGUAGGAAUAGAAGAUCUGAGACGCUUGAAAACGGUUGUGAUUUCUCAGUGAAACAGGUGAGUCCUUUGAUUAACGUUACCAGGAAAAGGUUACUUUGCUGCGCUGUCAAUGACACUGUAGCGAGCAAGAAAAUAAAGUGUAACUUUGUAGCUAACUAGUCAGCUUAGCUAAGAAGUGAUUGCAACGACAGUAAAAUAAUAACAUUGCAACAACGUAGCUUACGUUAACUAGCUUGUUGGCUAGAUAAGCUACAGCAGCUAGCAAACCAUAGUCAACAUGUCAGUUAGCUAUUCUAUUAGUUAUGUUUGAACGUUUCUGUUUUGAAAAUAACUUGUAUUCUCCCCCAGCCCCCCACCCAAAACUCAGGAUGAGUAAAAACAAGGUGUUGAAUCUGAAGGACAAAAUCGAUGGCAACGAGAUGGAUCUGAGUCUCUGUAACCUCACUGAAGUUCCUGUUAAAGAACUGGUAGGCCCACAACGACACACACAUUACCUUUAUAAAGCCAUGUAUUGUAGGCAACAGUGGAGGCUGGUGGGAGGAGCUAUAGGAGGACAGGCACAUUAUAAUGGCUGGAAUAGAAUAAAUGGAACGGAGUCAAACAUGUGGUUUCCAUAUGUUUGAUUUGUUUGAGACCGUUCCAUAAAUUCCGUACCAGCCAUUACAAUGAGCCCGUCCUCCUAUAGCUGCUCCCACCAGCCGCCACUGGUAGGCAAUAGUCAUGUUGUCAUACCCUUAUGUGUGUGUUUUCAGGCUGCCUUCCCUAAAGUCACAGUCCUGGACAUGUCCUGCAACAAUAUCACCUCCCUGCCUGUGAGUAACCUUGAAUGAACCUAGUCCCGAAUGUGGUGAUGCUUUCCGUUGUGUAUAGCAUAGCCACACACAUUUACAUAGAAGAAAAAACUAAACGUCCCUUGUCUGUCACAAAUGUUGAAUACAAUUAUAUAAUAAUUUGAACUUACUGUGUCGAUUGUCCGUCGGGUUGGUCUUUCAGCAGGUUGAAAUUUGAGACAAAAUAUCCACAGGAAAGUAUUAUUAAACCCAUUUCAAAAUGCUGGUCUGUGUGUGUGGCAAUCAAGAUGUUUGAUCAUGACCAAGGCACAUGCACAGGACGGAAGUACAUGCACACGAUGCAUGCAUACUAACUGAAGUCUUGCAGGUGUUUACAUGGUUUUGCACAUGUGCCAGGUGAUAGAAAUUUCAACGGCAGUACCGGCGCUCUACAAAGUCAGGUAAAUAAUACUUUCCUGUGGAUAUUUUGUCAAAAAUGUAGACCAGUUUAGGACCAACUGCACAGACAACCGGUAGAGUAAAUUCAAAUGUAAUUUUAUUCAACAUUCUGGCUUGUAAGAAAACUUUACGUUUUUGCAGUGCUUUGUUUGACUGUAUACCAAUAAUUGGUAUCACCAACCAAGUUUCCAUCCAACCUUUUUAUCCAUGUAAAGGACAUGUCGGAUAAAGAAUGUCAUGACAGGCCUGAUGAAAACAGCUAAUUUGUCGGUAAACUUUCCAAAUGUCAACCAAACAAAAUACGCUAGACGAGGUGUGAUCUUUUUGUCUGUAAAAUUAAUUAUGUAAGAAAUGGCGGUGGAAACGCCUUAAUGUGCAAAUAUUGAUAUAAUAACCAUCAUAUAGAAAUAAACUUGGAGUCAUGCUAAGAUAUUUGUGUGGUCCUACCAGUACGACUUGGGAAAGCAUGCAGUUUAUUAGGCUACAGAUUAAAUAUGUAAUGAUGAACUUCACAGGGUGGUGAAAGUGCACGUUGAUGAGUUUGUUGUUCCUUUAGAAAAGUUUGUGGUCAGAUGCAAAUCCUUAAAAACAUAGCAAAUAUUCUCUUAACAGGGGGUACCGGUACUGAGUCAAUGUGUGGGGGUACAGGUUAGUGGAGGUAAUUUGGACAUGUAGGUAGGGGUAAAGUGACUAUGCAUAGAUAAUAAACAACGAGUAGCAGCAGUGUAAAAUCAAAGGGGGGGGGUCAAUGUAAAUAGUCUGCUUGCUGUGCGGUAGCAGAGAGAACAGUCUAUGACUUGGGUGACUGGAGUCUUUGACCAUUUUUUGUGCCUUCCUUCAGUCAGUUGUGUUAGUGCUGGGCUGGAACUGAAGCCUGCUCACCCUGUUGCUCUCCGCUGAAGACAACUGGCUAAUGUCACUGACUAAUGUAUGGUAGCCUACCCAGCCGGAUUGUCAAGGAGUUGUACUAUAAGGAAGUGGAGGAGGAGAGGUGUAUGGGUAGAGCAGGAGAGGUGUAGGGGGUAGCAGAAGUAGUGUACCUUGAGUUUCCUCUGAGUGUUGAACUUGUGCAGACAUUCCACUGUCUCCUGUCUGUGGAUCAUAGGCGCCAUGGUGGAACGUUGCAAUAGGAGUGGAGAGAGAUUAUUAUUAUUAUUACAGACUGUACAUAACAGUGUGUGUGUGUCCAGCUGGAGUUCUGCAGCCUGAGUCACUUGGUCAAGGUGGACCUUAGUAAGAACCAGAUGACUGUUCUACCUGACGAUCUGGGUCGCCUUGGCAACCUGCAACACCUGGACCUGUACAACAACAAGCUGACCAUUCUGCCUGUCAGCUUCUCACAGCUCAAGGUGGGUAACAAACACACACACACACACACAUUAGGACUGGGAAUUGCCAGGGUCCUCACGAUACUUAUCCGUAUCUAAUCGCUGAAGUUAGCAUGUUUUAAAAGGGGAAGCAUGUUUCCCCAUUGGUACCCAUGUUACAGAAAGACACAGAUAAUGAAACAUACACUACCGGUGAAAAGUUUUAGAACACCUACUCAUUCAAGGGUUUUUCUUUAUUUUUACUAUUUUCUACAUUGUAGAAUAAUAGUGAAGACAUUAAAACAAUGAAAGAACACAUAUGGAAUCAUGUAGUAUCCAAGAAAGUUUUAAACACUUCAAAUAGCCACCCUUUGCCUUGAUGACAGCUUUGCACACUCUUGGCAUUCUCUCAACCAACUUCACCUGGAAUGCUUUUCCAAAAGUCUUGAAGGAGUUCCCACAAAUGCUUAGCACUUGUUGACUGCUUUUCCUUCACUCUGCCGUCCAACUCAUCCCAAACCAUCUCAAUUGGGUUGAGGUCGGGGGGAUUGUGGAGGCCACGUCAUCUGAUGCAGCACUCCAUCCCUCUCCUUCUUGGUAAAAUAGCCCUUACACAGCCUGGAGGUGUGUUGGGUCAUUGUCCUGUUGAAAAACAAAUGGUAGUCCCACCAAGCCCAAACCAGAUGGGAUGGCGUAUCGCUGCAGAAUGCUGUGGUAGCCAUGCUGGUUAAGUGUGCCUUGAAUUCUAAAUAAAUCACAGACAGUGUCACCAUCAAAGCACCAUAACACCACCUCCUCCAUGCUUUACGGUGGGAACUACACAUGCGGACAUCAUCCAUUCACCCACACCGCGUCUCACAAAGACACGGCUGUUGGAACCAAACAUUUCCAAUUUGGACUCCAGACCAAAGUACACAUUUCCACCGGUCUAAUGUCCAUUGCUUGUGUUUCUUGGCCCAAGCAAGUCUCUUCUAGUUAUUGGUGUCCUUUACAUUCAAAUUUUUUACAUUUUAGUCAUUUAGCAGACGCUCUUAUCCAGAGCGACUUACAGUUAGUGCAUACAUUUUAUUUAUAUUUUUAGUAGUGGUUUCUUUUGCAGCAAUUCGACCAUGAAGGCCUGAUUCACUCAGUCUCCUCUGAACAGUUGAUGUUGAGAUGUGUCUGUUACUUGAACUCUGUGAAGCAUUUAUUUGGGCUGCAAUUUCUGAGGCUGGUAACUCUAAUGAACUUUUCCUCUGCAGCAGAGGUAACUCUGGGUCUUCCAAUUCCUGUGGCGGUCCUCAUGAGAGCCAGUUUCAUCAUAGUGCUUGAUGGUUUUUGCGACUGCACUUGAAGAAACUUUCAAAGUUCUUGAAGUCUUCCGUAUUGACUGACCUUCAUGUCUUAAAGUAAUGAUGGACUGUCGUUUCUCUUUGCUUAUUUGAGCUGUUCUUGCCAUAAUAUGGACUUGGUCUUUUACCAAAUAGGGCUAUCUUCUGUAUACCUUGUCACAACACAACUGUUUGGCUCAAAUGCAUUAAGAAGGAAAGAAAUUCCACAAUUAACUUUUAAGAAGGCACACCUGUUAAUUGAAAUGCAUUCCAGGUGACUACCUCAUGAAGCUGGUUGAGAGAAUGCAAAGAGUGUGCAAAGCUGUCAUCAAGGCAAAGGGUGGCUAUUUGAAGAAUUGAUUUGUUUAACACUUUUUUGGUUACUACAUGAUUCCAUAUGUGUUAUUUCAUAGUUAUUCUACAAUGUAGAAAAUAGUAAAAAUUAAGAAAAACCCUUGAAUGAGUAGGUGUUCUAAAACUUUUGACCGGUAGUGUAUAUAUCUGCCCGGGUGUAGUAGCUAGUUCCCAUCAUCACCAAGCUCUUCUAGAGCAAUAAUUAUAGCAGGCAAACUGCAGCACAAUACAAGGCCCAUGUUCAUUGAUGCCAUUCUGCUGGAAAUAAGUUGGACUAAGAACUAGAGAGAAUUUAUUCAAAGCAAUUACCAGUCCCAACUAAGUGGGCAUAAUUUGUGUAUGUGUAAAUGCUGCUGACUUGGCAAAAUGAGUUGGUGAUGACUCACAUUUCUCAUGUAUAUAAUAGAGGAAAAAUAGACCCAAACAUCAGUGUACAGACAGCCCAGAGAACCUGCUUAUGCAACCAUUUGAUUGUGGUAAUGUCUCGAGCAAGAGGGGCAUAGUGUUCCUAUGUUCCGAGAAGCAAUACAAGCUUCAAGUGGUGCGCUGGUAUGAAAACCGUAUUCACCCCGCGUCCCUAAAGUCCCAUUAUUCUCCUGGCAUUUUCACCACUAUUAUUCAUUAACAUCAUCAUUAGUAUGGUAAUCUAUGCUUAAUUCUAUAAUAUAUAGUCAUAUUUACAGGUACUUAAUUACUUUUUGGCAGACACAGAUAUUCAUCAGAAAAAUGUGUAAAGCCCUGUGAAUUAGCUGGGAAUAAACUUUGAAUCUGACCAUCAACAGUAGGAAAGGCUAACUGUAAUCAACCUAUCCAUAACAUUUUACAAUAAUCAGAAAAUGAUAUUGUUAGUUCGUUACUAACAGGUUUAAAACAGUGAGUCAUACAUCCCUUUCAUAUCCAAGACUAUACAGUAAACUCUACAAUAAGAAUAAGCCAGCUAUCUUUGAGCUGGGUAAACUUAGUGAACUCCAACAUGACCACAGUGGCAUAUGGACGAAGGUUGAAGACAGAAAACAAUUCACACAGUCUCAACAGGCUUAUUUGUGUGUGUGUGUGUGUGUGUAGAACCUGAAGUGGCUGGAUCUAAAGGACAACCCUCUGGAAAUCAACCUGGCGAAGGCUGCAGGAGACUGUCUGGAUGAGAAACAGUGUAAACAAUGUGCUGCCAGGGUAAGACUGGGAGGGAGGGAGGGGGGAGGGGGGGGGUGGGAAGGUAGGCAGAGGGAAGUAGAGGAGAUUCCGCAACUCUUGGAGGACAAUGGAAGUUGAUAAUAAAGCUUAUUCAUUGUUAAAAGAAGCAGAGGGAGGUAGGGAAGAAAAGAUGGACUGAAUAAAAGAGGUAGGUAGGGAUGGAGAAAUGAAGGGAGAAUGGGGGAGGAAGGAAAUGUUGGUAUAGACUAGAGGGUUGUUUGGUUCCAGCAUGGUGCAAUAUCAUUUCGAUUACAAUAUGAUUGUAGGUUCUCCAGCACAUGAGGAUCCUUCAGGACGAGGUGGACAAAGAGAGGGAGCGGCGCUUCCUAAAGGACAAAGGUGGGUACUACAAUGCAGGUGCCAGUGGUCAGUCAACGGGCUCCACCCGUCAACCUAGUUCUGCGUCCAAAAUGGCACCCAAUUCCUUAUGUAGUGCAGUACUUUUGACCAAAGCAUAGGGCUCUGGUCAAAAGUAGUGCACUAUGUAGGGAAUAGGCUGCCAUUUCCAGGGUAUGGUAGUAGGUACCAGGCGCACCAGUUUGAGUGUGUCAAGAACUGCAACGCUGUUGGGUUUUUCAUGCUCAAUAGUUUCCCGUGUGUAUCAAGAAUGGUCCACCACCCAAAGGACAUCCAGUCAACUUGACACAAGCAUUGGAGUCAACAUGGGCCAGCUUCCCUGUGGAACGCUUUCGACACCUUGUAGAGUCCAUGCCCCGAUGAACUGAGGCUGUUCUGCAGGCAAAAAGGGGUGCAACUCAAUAUUAGGAAAGUGUUCUUAAUGUUUUGUACACUCAGAGUACAUCGAACGUGAUAGAAAGUGAACAUCAAAGCUUAUGAGGUUUUAAAUUCAUUAGUUUGGGUUGGGGAUAUAAACUGAUUAUGACACAUUUGUAACUGUUAAUCUGUUUUCUUUCGUCCGUCCCUCCAUCGCAUUAGAACUGGAGAAGAAGAAAGAGACGAAGCAGAGGGAGAGGGAGGCGAAAGAGAGGGAGGCUCGUAAACGAGACAAGGCAGAGGAGAAGGAGAGGAAGAGGAAGGAGUACAACGCUCAUAUGGCUGCCUUGGCCGUCCAGGAACAGAAGAAUAAGAGAAAAGAGGAGAAGAAAAAGCGGAAUGGACAGAUAGCAGCAGGUAUGCAAUGGGCGCAUUCCAGGUUGUCUUUAAUGAAGUCGUGCAGCGCACGUCACUGACUCACAUCUCUUUCUCUCUCCAGAUAAGAAAGCAGCAGCUGAAUCCACCCCCAAAGCCCGAAGACGCUCUCUUAUUGGCCUGCUGUUCAAGCUCCUCCUGCUGCUGCUGCUGGGAUUGGCUGGCGUCGUGGGGGUGUGUCAACUGACCGGGCUAAAGGAGGAGGCAGUCUGCGCGCCAAUCAACGUUGCCGUGGAUGACGGCCUAUCCUGGGUCCGGGAACAGGAAGUAGAUGUGAGGGUCCGCGACCUGGUACAGGAAGUGGAUAUCAGAGCCAGAGAGCUGCUGCAGAAACUCCUGGAGCCGCUCGGAGUCGUACCUAUGGCAACGGAACCCGUGGAAACGGUAGAAAACUGAAGGAUGGACUGACGAGAAAGAAAGAUGGACGAUCAGCUUAAAUUCCUAUGGAAUUGUCCUGUCGUCGCUCCUGGUUUCCCCUCUUUGUAUGCGCUCUGUUUUUAACCAGUGGCUGUCUGCGUCAAAAUUCACUAACAUCCUGGUUCCCUACAGUAUGUAACUCUAGUCCAAAGCACUAUUAAAAAGGGAAUAGGGUGUGAUCGGAGACUUGCCCUGUGACACAUGCACACUCCCAAGUCAACCCCCAGCCACUGUAGAUCUGAAAGGUCUGGAUAGGUGUACCGGCAUUCAAUAUUAUGGAAAUUCACUUGCCUAAUAGAGGGCAAGAUGAAGCUACUAUAUACGGCUUAUACCUGUCCUAUUCCUUUCAGAACUACGCAGGUGCACAGGGCGUAAAAGGUAGGGGUUGAUUUGGAAUUGGGCAAUAGUGACUGGCCCCGUCUGUGCUGCAUUGAAAUCUUGAGUCCAACUGCAAAUCAGAGCCAGGUAUAGGCCAGCAUUUGAGCCAAUCAGAUCAUGUUAUAAACAGUAUGUAUCUGUGUUUGGUUGGGGCUGUGAAUAUGGAGUAAUCCUGUGCAUUUUACAUCUGGGGUAAAUUGGCUACACUUGUUUUUGUAAUGCGUAAUCUCUGCUCAUGGACUGUCAACAAUAAAUGGCUAUAAGCUUG
This is a messenger RNA of Coregonus sp. 'balchen', 7657 nucleotides long. The record is from the annotation of a GenBank genome assembly. Lineage: Eukaryota; Metazoa; Chordata; Actinopteri; Salmoniformes; Salmonidae.